AUGGAAAAGACAGAAAUAAAGGGUAAUUAUUUACAACAUAUUAAUUUCACGUGUUCCUAUCAACACGAAUCCUCUAGUUUGGCUGCAUGGGGAAAUUCUUCCAAUCUCCCCGUGAUUUUGAGAAAGAUUGCCGACGUAGAUAUCGCUAAAUACACGCAAGACAACUGGGAGGAAUUGAGACACGAAUGGGAACCUUACGCCAAGAGAGACACUCUCUGUUUGGGAGCUUGUUUGAUAAAAUACAACCAAGUCACGAAAGAAGUUGUAAACCAGAAUAUGUCCAAUAAUCUAACGGCUCCAUCUUUAUCUUUAAAGGGUUGGUAUUAUUUAUAUCAUUACGAUAAAGAAAUGGUGGAAGAAGAAUGGUAUGAAACUACUAGAAUGGUUGCGAAACAUACCGAAAAAGAAAAUAUAGAAAAAGUUUAUUCGCACACUAAUCCUUUUAUAAGAAAUUUUAUCAGACGAUCUAUUAAAGGAGGAAGAGUUUCGGCAAAUAGAAAAUCAUUUGAAACGAACAAAAUGGAUGAAAUUUGUAACGUAUUAAAGGAACAUAUUUCACAAACAGAAAGUAAUAACAUAAUUGAUUUAUUCAAAGAAUACAGUGCAAGCACAAAAGACAAAACGGAGGUUCAUUCGAGACUUAAAAAAAUAGAAUGUACUAAACUAAUGGCAUUUGAUGCUAACGGUUUAUACGCUUCCGCCAUGUCGGAUUUAGACAGCGAAUAUCCGAGAGCGGAAAGUGGAAGACCGUUUCUACCAGAAGAAGGAAAAGAAUUUGUAAAACUCUUCAAUAAACAAAAAUUCAGACCUAGAACAGCUAUUUUAACAGUGUGGUUUGACUAUCCCAAAAACAUGUUCUUCCAACCGAUACCAGCUAAAGACAAAAUCACUUUCACGAAUAAAGGAGGUAAAAAGGAAACUGGUACUAAAAUCAGAGAUCUAAGAAAUAAAUAUAAACGAGAAGGUAAUAUCAUGGGUAGUAAUUGCAUGAAAUUAUUGGGUAAUUCCUUGUAUGGUAAAUCAAUUCAGAAAGACAUAUUCACAACUAGACAUUUAUGGAAUGAAGCAACUUUACAGGCCAACUUUGAUUCACGUGUUAAAACCUAUGAGAAAAUUAAUGAUACUCAAUAUAUUGUUGAAACAGAAAUUGAAGAAAAAGAGAUUACUACCGAAGAUAGUAAAUCUACACGACUAACACCUAGUCAUUUAGGAUCAUUCGUUUUAUCUCACAGUAAAAUAAUAAUGAACAAUUUCAUUCACGUCAUAAAUGGAUUUUAUAAACCCGAAAUAUACUAUACCGACACAGAUAGUUUGUACAUUUCAUCCAACAAUUGGAAAAAACUAAACAGAGCUGGUUUGGUCUCCGAAAAAGACUAUUGCAAAGGUAAAAACGAUUACGGUGACGGUGGAAUUAUAUUUGGUUUAUAUUUAGCACCAAAAGUCAAAUACAACAUCGUUUUGACUUCUGAUGGUGUCUUAAAAGAAAAGAAAACGUUUAAAGGUUAUUCUAAUGAUAAGAUAAGUGUAGAAGAUUACGUUCAGUUAGCAAGCGGACAUGAUGUGUCGAACGAAUUUAAUAAACCGUGGGAAAAAAGUUUCACCAAUGGAGUAGUUAUUCCAAAUGAUAAACAAACUAAAGUUUUUAGAAGUUAUUUGAAUAAUGUUAAAAGAAAACCACCAAACAGUGAAGGAAUUAUGUAUCCUUACAACGACAAAGAUGAGUAUAGUUUUCAUGAAAACUAUGAAUUUGAUGAUUUCGAUUAUCUUACUAUUCAAGAAGAGAAUGAAGAUUGUUUUAAAUGA
Lottia gigantea (owl limpet) is the source of this 1803-nucleotide messenger RNA. RefSeq lists its product as hypothetical. The coding region runs from base 1 to 1803 and encodes 600 amino acids. The record is from RefSeq and is a predicted model, not a curated record. Gene Ontology annotation, molecular function: nucleotide binding; nucleic acid binding; DNA-directed DNA polymerase activity. Lineage: Eukaryota; Metazoa; Mollusca; Gastropoda; Lottiidae. The transcript is spliced from 2 exons.